Cynara cardunculus var. scolymus (artichoke) is the source of this 2800-nucleotide messenger RNA. Its product is annotated as probable LRR receptor-like serine/threonine-protein kinase At2g24230. The record is from RefSeq and is a predicted model, not a curated record. Bases 1 to 2622 code for a protein of 873 amino acids. Gene Ontology annotation, molecular function: ATP binding; protein kinase activity; protein binding. Gene Ontology annotation, biological process: protein phosphorylation. Lineage: Eukaryota; Viridiplantae; Streptophyta; Magnoliopsida; Asterales; Asteraceae. The transcript has a single exon.
AUGGGAUUUGCUUUUUUUGGUUCAAUUGUUGUUCUAACGCUGUUCUUCAGGUCAAAUCUUUGUCAACAACAAGAACAACCCAUUCCCAAUACGGAUGAGUUCUUCAUCUCUGAUUUCUUUCAAAAGAUGGGUAUAAAUCCUUCGAAUUCAUCUUUUUCUCAUAUUUACAAUUUCUCUGGACCUGUUUGUUCAUGGCAAGUUGUUUUCUGCGAUUCCAAUCAAGAAAAUGUCAUAGGUUUUGUUGCUCCUAAUUUGGGACUUUCUGGGUCCAUUCCUGAUAACACCAUUGGCAAACUCACAAAGCUUCGAUCUUUGGAUCUUAGCAAUAAUCAGGUCACUGAUUUGCCUUCUGAUUUUUGGAGUUUGGGUUCACUUAAAUUCCUCAAUCUUUCGAACAACAAAAUCUCCAUGAAUAUCCCCAGCAACAUUGGUAACUUCGGUUCACUUGAAAAACUAGACCUUUCUUUCAACAAUUUCUCUGGUAGUCUUCCUGAAUCCAUUAGUUCUCUCACCAAUUUAGAAGUUCUUAAUCUCAAUCGAAAUGGGUUUGAUUCCACUAUUCCAUUGGGAAUCAUAAGCUGCCAUUCUUUGAUUUCUCUUGACUUCUCUUGGAAUAGUUUCAAUGGGGUUCUUCCUGAUGGCUUUGGUUCAUCAUUUCCUAAGCUCAAAAGCUUGAAUCUUGCUGGAAAUGAAAUCAAAGGAAGGGGUUCGGAUUUUUCCAUGUUGGAAUCUUUAACUUACCUUAACAUUUCCAAGAAUCUUUUCCAGGAUUCAGUUGUUGAAAUCUUUCAGGGGACAUUGGAAGUGAUUGAUUUGAGUAGUAAUCACUUUGAAGGUCAUAUUUCUCAGGUAAACUUCAGUUCUGCCUUCAAUUGGUCUCACUUGGUUCAUCUUGAUUUGUCUGAUAAUGACAUCAGUGGACAGUUUUUCAGUAAUUUAAGUCAAGCCCAUAAUCUCAAACACCUUAAUCUUGCCAAGAACAGAUUUUCUACCCAAAAAUUUCUCCAGAUUGAUGCCCUUCAUAGUUUAGAGUACUUAAACUUGUCUAACACCAAUUUAAUCGGCCAAAUUGCUGAUGAAAUGUCUGUGUUAACUCAUCUGAAAACACUCGAUCUCUCGAGUAACCAUCUCAGUGGUAAAAUUCCACAUUUGAGCUUGAACACCCUGCAAAAUCUUGAUCUUUCAUUCAAUAACUUGAGUGGAGAGAUACCCAUAUCUCUCUUGAAAAAGCUUCCAUGGAUGGAAAGAUUCAACUUUUCUUACAACAACCUGACCCUUUGUGAUUCGGCAUUUUCUACCGAAACCCUCCAAUCCGCUUUUGUUGGUUCAUCAAAUAACUGCCCCAUUGCUGCAAAUCCUAUACUUUUCAAGAAGAAAGCUCAUAGCCAUAGGGGACUCAUGCUUGCUUUGGCCUUAACCUGUUCAAUAGUCUUUUUGCUUGCGGCAUUGCUGUUUUGUGCGUUUGGUUGUCGAAGAAAAACACAAAUGUGGGCAGUGAAACAAGAUUCUUACAAAGAAGAGCAAGUGAUUUCGGGUCCUUUUUCAUUCCAAACCGAUUCCACCACUUGGGUAGCCGAUGUAAAGCUUGCAACCGCAGUUCCUGUAGUGAUCUUUGAGAAGCCAUUGCUGGAUUUCACCUUCUCUGAUCUUCUUUCAGCCACUUCAAAUUUUGAUAGAGGAACCCUUUUGGCAGAAGGGCGAUUCGGGCCGGUUUACAGAGGCUUCUUGCCAGGUGGAAUCCACGUGGCUGUUAAGGUUUUGGUCCAUGGUUCCACCAUGACUGACCACGAAGCAGCGAGAGAGCUUGAGUAUCUUGGAAGGAUAAAACACCCGAAUCUUGUUCCUUUAACUGGAUAUUGCUUGGCUGGUGAACAAAGAAUCGCGAUUUAUGAUUACAUGGAGAAUGGAAAUCUCCAUAAUUUGCUUCAUGAUCUCCCUCUUGGAGUUCAAACCACAGAAGAUUGGAGUUCUGAUACAUGGGAAGCCGAUGAAAGCAACAGUAACGGAAUUCAAAACGUGGGGUCCGAAGGUCUGUUGACCACGUGGCAAUUUCGGCAUAAGGUUGCGCUUGGCACAGCUCGUGCAUUGGCGUUUCUCCACCACGGAUGCUCACCUCCAAUCAUCCACAGAGACGUAAAAGCAAGCAGCGUCUAUCUUGAUGACAGUCUCGAACCAAGAUUAUCCGACUUCGGACUUUCAAAGAUCUUUGGUAACGGUCUUGAAGACGAGAUUUCUCAUGGGUCCCCCGGAUACAUCCCACCGGAGUUUCUAAAUCAAGAUGGAAGCUCCUCACCGUAUGUGAUCACUCCAAAAUCUGACGUCUAUGGGUUUGGAGUGAUUCUUCUUGAGCUCAUAACAGGAAAAAAGCCUCUUGAAGAUGAGUACCCAGAUGAGAACAACUCAAAAGAAGCAAACUUGGUGAGUUGGGUGCGAGGUUUAGUGAGAAAGAACCGCGGUUCAUGGGCCAUAGACUCCAAGAUCCGUGGCACAGGGACCGACGCUCAGAUGGUUGAGGCCUUGAAGAUCGGCUAUCUGUGCACAGCCGAUCUUCCGGCCAAACGGCCGAGUAUGCAACAGGUGGUUGGACUUCUGAAGGAUCUUGAACCAGUUAUUAAUCAGUGAGAGAAGUUUCAAAAGAAGUUUGGUUCUUUGCAUUCUGUUGGUGUUCAUCUGUUGAUUUUGUUUUGAGGGUCUGCAGUUCUGUUUUGUUAGUUCUUUUAUAUGGUGUACAGUUUGUUCAAAAUCACAACUGUCUAACUUCACUUAGGCAUUGUUGGUGGCAUAAACUCUUUUAACCUAA